Messenger RNA from Vidua macroura (Pin-tailed whydah), 1924 nucleotides. It is a transcript of the gene TIMM17A, whose product is annotated as translocase of inner mitochondrial membrane 17A. Gene Ontology annotation, biological process: protein import into mitochondrial matrix. Gene Ontology annotation, molecular function: transmembrane protein transporter activity. The coding region runs from base 83 to 583 and encodes 166 amino acids. Gene Ontology annotation, cellular component: mitochondrial inner membrane; TIM23 mitochondrial import inner membrane translocase complex. NCBI's taxonomy places the organism in Eukaryota, Metazoa, Chordata, Aves, Passeriformes, Viduidae. The transcript has 6 exons. The record is from RefSeq and is a predicted model, not a curated record.
UCGUCCCGCCCUCCGCUGCCAUUGGCCGGCGCGGGGCCGCCGCAGCCAAUCGCGUGCGGGGAGGUGGUGGGGCCGGGACAAGAUGGAGGAGUACGCUCGCGAGCCCUGUCCCUGGAGGAUAGUGGAUGACUGUGGAGGGGCCUUCACCAUGGGAGCCAUAGGAGGGGGCAUUUUCCAGGCUAUCAAAGGCUUCCGAAAUUCCCCAGUGGGUGUAAACCACCGGCUGCGGGGCAGUUUGACGGCUAUUAAAACCAGAGCUCCACAACUGGGAGGGAGCUUUGCUGUCUGGGGAGGUCUCUUCUCCAUGAUUGACUGCAGUAUGGUCAGAAUGAGAGGGAAGGAAGAUCCCUGGAAUUCCAUCACGAGUGGAGCCCUGACUGGAGCCAUUUUAGCUGCAAGAAAUGGCCCUGUUGCCAUGGUCGGAUCUGCUGCCAUGGGAGGAAUUCUCCUGGCCCUAAUCGAAGGAGCUGGAAUUCUGCUGACAAGAUUUGCCUCCACACAAUUCCCAAAUGGCCCACAAUUGUCAGAGGAUCCAUCCCAGCUCCAGCCACCCCCGUUCAGCGACUACCGACAGUAUCAAUGAUGGUCCCCGACCACCUCCUCGUCCUCCUCUUCUUCUUCCUCCUCCUCCUCCUCCUCUUUCUCUCCCUUCCCUGUUCCUGAGUGGUCCCACCUGGAGGAUGUGGAGGGGGUUUUUACUUACACCAGUGGUUGUCCCUUACACACUGUGCCAGGAGGACCUGCAGCAUUUCUCAAUGUCAAACUGCUCAGGAGAACUUUUAGAAAAGAAAAUCUAUUUAUUCCUGAUAUAUUCCAUUGCUGUAAUGUUACACUUGUCUGGUAGAAUACAAGGAGGUUUGAGACAAGGACCAAAUGGAGUCUUGUCAUCCUUUUGACACAGACUGGAGUGAAAGUCUUGGAGUCUCCUCUGGGAUGUCGCACCUGCAGUGAACACAGCUAGAAUGUAGCUUCUUCCCUGUUGGAUUUAGGUUAUGGGGCUGGAGGGGGAAGCAUUGCACCUGCUGCCAGCCCAGCCUCCUGUUUUUCAUCUCAGAUCUUGGCCUGAGCAGAGUUACCACAUCUGCUCUGUGGUUUUGUCCUUAAAUUCCAGCUCUGGAAGCCCCUUCCCUCUUGCCAGCAGUUACAAAAUCACAUCCAGUGAGGUUUUCUGUUGUAACUCGUUAAUUAACUCAUUGAUGCCAUUGCUUGCUGGCAGUUCCUGAUACAGUAUACAGAAGCCUGGGGGAUUUCCAAAGCUGGGCCACAUCCAAACAGCAGAGCAAAAGGACACCCUCACCUCUGGGGGAUGGCAGGGACAGGUGGCACAGAGGCAGUAGUUUCUCUGCCUACACUCCUUCACCCCUGGGUCAGGCAAUGGCCUUCAGCUGCCCGAGCUGGGCUUUACUGUGCUGACCUCUGCCCCUCCAAACCCCCUGAUAAUCACUGUCCCCUGUGCACCAGGAGAAGCCUCCAGCUGGGGCAUAGUCCCGCACUGCCCCCACUCUAGACAGGCUGUGACACCUCUCCUGCCCUACUGAGCCCCAAGGGAAGUCACAGUCCCGGAGCUGUCACCAACCAGGGCCAUGUUUCCUGCCCUGUCAUCACCACAACAUCCCAGUUUCCUGUUUUAUUCCAGCCAGUCCAGAGUCCACUGCAGCUGGAGAGAUCCCACUGCCCCAGGGCACUCCUGCCCUGCUCCUGGGGUGCCUGGAGCCUUCUCUCCCCCACAUCAAAAAUGGACACAGACACAGCAGUGACACUGAACUAUUGACCUUUUUAUUUCAAUCAGCUACAGCAGCUCUACAUUCCCUACAACACUGUCCUUCCUCCCUCCUCCCGACAGUGAGGGAGCCAAGGAGUGCGGUGGCAGCGCAUUGUCUUAAAGCUUAGUAUUAAAUAUUAAAUAUUCUUUCUUUUAUGUUUA